Xenopus tropicalis (tropical clawed frog) is the source of this 4400-nucleotide messenger RNA. It is a transcript of the gene crispld2, whose product is annotated as cysteine-rich secretory protein LCCL domain containing 2. NCBI's taxonomy places the organism in Eukaryota, Metazoa, Chordata, Amphibia, Anura, Pipidae. The record is from RefSeq and is marked provisional. Gene Ontology annotation, cellular component: extracellular region.
CAGGCAACCUGGUCAGAAGAAGCAGCUGAGAUCCUGCUCCUGGACAGAGCUCCCUUUAUGAACCUAGUACAUUAUCUGUGCCAAUAGGACUGCAGCUUACCCAGGGGCAUCUGCCAAGCAUUUGUACAGUGGAAUCCCCAAAGAACACUGACUCUACAUCAGACGCAUAGAAACAGCAAACCAUAUUCACUAUGAGUUCAGCCAUGAACUGGAUUCUGUCUCUUGGACUCUUCUUUCUUCUGAAGGAACAGUGUUACUGCAUCUUUGCACCAAAUUCAACUUUUUUGGAAAAUCUUCUCAAUAAAUAUAAAGAUACAACCCCACAUUCUAGAACCAGAAGAGCAAUUUUAAGGACAGACAAGGAAGAGAUAAUACAACUCCAUAACAAACUAAGAGGCCAGGUCCAUCCUUCUGCUUCUAAUAUGGAGUACAUGACCUGGGAUGAUGAGCUGGAGAAAUCUGCUGAGGCCUGGGCAGAGGAGUGUAUCUGGGAGCAUGGGCCUACUGCCUUACUCAUGUCAAUUGGACAAAACCUUGCAGUACAUUGGGGCAGAUAUCGACAACCUGCAUAUCAUGUCCAGUCCUGGUAUGAUGAAGUUAAGGACUAUACAUACCCAUACCCCCAUGAAUGUAAUCCCUAUUGCCCUGAACGCUGCUCUGGACCUAUGUGCACUCACUAUACACAGAUUGUGUGGGCCACAACCACCAAAGUUGGCUGUGCUGUGAAUGUAUGCAAAAGGAUGAAUGUCUGGGGAGAUAUUUGGGAGAACGCUGUAUACCUUGUCUGCAACUACUCUCCAAAGGGUAACUGGAUCGGUGAAGCUCCUUACAAGAAUGGGAGGCCAUGCUCAGAAUGCCCACCUAGCUACGGUGGCAACUGUCAGAACAAUCUCUGUUACAAAGGUGAUAAACAUUAUGGAAGAGAGAAAACAGAUGAGACUAAUGAAGUCGAAGAACCACCCGUUUGGGUCCAUGAAAAGAUCGACAAACCCAAAGCAGUGCCAAAAACCACACAAACGUCCACAGAAAACUUAAUGACUCAAGUCAUCAAAUGUGCAACGAAAAUGAGGGACAGUUGCAAAGGAUCCACCUGUAACAGAUAUAAGUGUCCUCCUGGUUGUAUAAAUAGUAAAGCUAAAGUGUUUGGGACCCUUUUUUAUGAUAGCAUGUCAAGCAUAUGCCGUGCAGCUAUUCAUUAUGGGGUAAUUGAUAACAGUGGAGGCCUGGUGGAUAUAACAAGAAAAGGGAGGCUUCAGUUCUUUGUGAAGUCCACUAGAAACAGUGUUGAAUCAAUUAGUAAAUUCAAGCCAGCAAAUUCUUUCAUGGUUUCAAAAGUUUCAGCUCAGACCAUUGACUGUUACACAACAGUAGCUGAAAUAUGUCAGUUUGUAAAGCCAGCAACACAUUGCCCUAGAUUUAACUGUCCAGCGCACUGUAAGAAUGAGCCUUCAUAUUGGGCACCGGUAAUUGGCACAAAUAUUUAUGCAGAUAGCUCCAGUAUCUGUAAAACAGCUGUGCAUGCUGGAGUGAUCAAAGAUGGAGAAGGAGGCUAUGUUGAUGUCAUGCCAGUGGAAAAGAAAAAACAUUAUUUUGGCUCCAACAAAAAUGGGAUCCAAUCAGACAGCAUCCAAAACCACAAGGAAGGUCAAGCUUUCCGGAUCUUUGCAGUAAAGCAGUAACAAAUGGGGUUGAAUAAUAUCAGUUGAACAUAACGUCUCAGAAGGAUAGAAAGAAACCAUGAGUAAUACAUGUCUGAAAAUUCAGGCUCUUCAUGGAACAGAGAACCACCAGCAACAACUCUUUUCCUCUUCACCAUGGAUUCUUAUGUCCACUAGAGAAACUUUUAGGGACACAGACUAUUCAGACUUUUUCAGCCAUUUUUGCUUUUAUCAGAAAAAAAACUCUAUUGUUAUUUAUGCCCUCAGGCAUUGGCAAGUAAAAAGGUGUCAUUUAACGCCAUGUUAACUAAAAGUGGGACAAGACUGCUGGCUAGUGCAUACAGCCAAAUGCAGGCAGGAACAUUUCCUACUCAUAAAUCAGCAGUAUUAUGUAAUAACAUGGGUCUGCGUUCCUUCCAAAACACUAUUAAGUAAUAUGGGCAAUUAUUCUCAUGCAAUUCCAGAUUGUUUUGUUGGCAAAACACUAAGAUUUUCUUUGUUAAAAGAAAUGUUGAUAUUUCUGCUGGACUCUUUUUUUUCCAAUUUUGUAUAUAAAUGACUUUUUUUUAAAGUUUUGUACUUUUUUUAAUUGUUACUAUUGUUAUUAUUAUUAUUAUUAUUAUUAUUUUGAACAGUUUAAAAAUAUACAGCUGAGCUGGUUUAUCAGUAAUAUCUAUAUUUUAAUAUUUAGGGGUUUCAUUUUUAACUUACCUUUGUUUAUAUAUUUUUGUACAUUAGUGUUUGUUUGGCAUACAGAAGGGGGGCAUGCAAAAUUUAACAAAUAAAUGUAAAUAAUUCGCACAAUAAACAAAGCGCAUUGCUAGUGAAAAAAUACACUUUUUCAUUGUGAUCAGCAAACUGAAGGCUUGUUUAAAUAGAUUAAAAAUAUAUAAUAUUUACUUUUAAAAAGCAUUGAUGCUUUAAUUUAUCAGCAACUUCUACCCAUUCAGUAUUUGCUGUGUGUAUAAAAGGCAUUGGCCAACAACUGGAUAUGUAAGCAAUGUCACAAAGUUUGCACCAAGUCUAAUAAACCACAGAAACCAAUUUACAGAUAGCAUUAAAUACACAGAUAUAGUUGGCUGCUAUUGGCUGCUAGACAUGGUCAGGUCCGUUUGGUGACAUCACUAGACUGUUGGUAACAUGUAAGAAAUAUACUUUCUACGUUAAUGGCAGGGUGGUAAAAGGGACUUUGAGGAGACCAACUAUGUUGUAUUUAUAUAAAGCUAUAGCCUGUUCUUCAAAACAAAAUGCUUCUAUCAAUGUGUGCUGAAAGUUGCACUUCAAGAAAAACUAAUUGGCCACAGUUUGGUAACAUUUACUAAUUAAUGCAUUAACCAAAUAUUAAUGUUUAAUGUUGCCUUCUUGCCCUCUUAUCUCUAUCUAGAUAUGUUUUACCUGCUAUGUUUUGUUCUUCCUACUUUCAUUUGCAGCUCUGUGAGACCCAGGCAGUUGUUACAAUUUGUUGUGCUCUCUAUAGAAACUCUACAGGAAGUAAAGGCCAAGUUUAUUGUUUAAUGUUUAAUAUUAAUAUAUUCAUUAAACAUCAUUUUUGAAGCUGAUUGGUACUGUACAAAUUAUAUUCACUGUUGAACUGUAGUACAGAGUAUAUGUGGGAAGAUUAACAAAUAGGAAAUAAAUGGCUGUAGUUUCUAGUCAAUAGUAAGAUGUUAUCCAUAAGGAAAUAAAAAUAAAUACUGUUACCAGUUCCUUAAACUGAACAAUUAAUUGCAGAUGCUUAAUAACUGACAUACUGUAAGGAAUACCAUGGUAGUUAUUUCCCAGAGUCACCAUGAGUUGCUGUGUUUACAGGGCAUGGACUGCUCAUAUAGGGAUUCUUCACACCCCUGUUCAAGAAAAUUAUAAAAAUGCUGCCAGUAUACUAUAUAAUAGUAAAAAGGUAUAAUGUAUGAUUUUUUUUAUUUGCCCUGUUCUUCAUUAAUUAACUCCUUCAUUUCUUAUAUAUAAUCUCUUAUAACUCAGGUCUAGAAACCCAUAGCCAAUCAGAUCUGUUUUGACUAGUAAAUACUCCUCUGUGCUUGGCUUCUUAAAUAUUAGGGAUGCACCCAAUCCAUUAUUUAUUUUACUUUCAUGUUCAUGUAACCAAAAGUCACGUGAUUUUCAGGACUUGGAUUCGGUUCAGCCUGAUGCUUGGAUUUGGCAUAAUCCAAAUCCUGCUGAAAAAGGCAGAAUCUUUGUCUAAUCCCGGGCUGAAUCCUGGAUUCAGUGCAUCCCUAUAAAAUAAUAGACAUGGAGCACAUUUUGCUCCUGUUAUUACAUUACCCUAAAUCUCAGUGGUUUAAACUAGCCCAACCUAAGCCUUCUAUUCCUUGGACAACCAUUCUAUGGCAUGGCCACUAAUUUGGGUUUUUGCUCUUGCACCUAUGUUAAAGUUAGGAUAUAAAUUAGCUGCACAGAAAGCAGUCUAUGUUUUGAUUUCCCUUUUAGAAACAAGCAGUGAAACAUGAACUGCCCUCCCUCUCCAUGAUAUUGAAGUCCUGCCAUACAAAUCUUACAAUUAGCCUUCAGUUUAUUGCAAAUGCCACGCUCUGUUGUAUCAGCAAUCAUGUUGGCUACCUCAGCCUGAAGUUUCUGUUUUUAGAUGUUUGCUUUGUCUAUUAAAUGUGUCAAAAAUGUAUAUUUUUCUUUGCAUGAAUCUUUAGUUCUAAUAUAUCAUACAUUGUAUGACUGAAGUAUAUGUAGCUUUGUGUCAACAAUGGCAAAAUAAAGAUGAUUUCAAAGAAA